Sinocyclocheilus grahami is the source of this 1917-nucleotide messenger RNA. Its product is annotated as ankyrin repeat domain-containing protein SOWAHC-like. Gene Ontology annotation, molecular function: protein binding. The record is from RefSeq and is a predicted model, not a curated record. The coding region runs from base 90 to 1457 and encodes 455 amino acids. The transcript is spliced from 13 exons. Lineage: Eukaryota; Metazoa; Chordata; Actinopteri; Cypriniformes; Cyprinidae.
UCCAGCAGCAAAGCCAUGCUUCAGCAUCUUCGAGAGAAACCCGUAACGACUACAUCACAUCUGUUGUAAAAUACUGUUCCCUGUCAAAGAUGGGCGAGAUCAGUGAAGCGUCCUUGCUGGAUUAUAUCUGUUCUUCUGGAGGAAAAGUCAAAAAUUCAGAUCUGUCCAAAACAUAUAAGCAUUUUAUAAACCAUAGCGAUUUGCAACUACGUGCUAAAUACAGAGAAGAUUUCAAACUCAUCAUUGAUAGAAUUGCAGUGGUGAAAUCUGAGAAUGGAGAGAAAUAUCUUGUCCUCAAGAAGAAGUAUAGACAGCAAAUGCAAGAGAGAGAGUCUGGUGCUGGAAAGGGAGGAAAAUCACUCAAGCAGUUUCAUCCAAACCCGCAAAAUGAUCUCCAGGUCUCCAGUCCAGUGCAGAACUGUAACCCAACAGCUCAGAACCUGGCACUGGUGGCCUGGUGCUCAGGACCCAUGAUUACAGUCACAGAGGCAACAGAACCAACCCAUACAGAUAAUCAGGCAGACAGCACCCUCUCACAGCCAGCAGUAGAGGAGAAACCAGAGGAGCUUUCAGCCUCAGACAGAGAAGAUGACCUCGACAAGGAUUCAGGGUCAAAGAGUGAAUCCGAGCAGGAUGAGGAGUGUGGAGGAAGUUUGGGAUCCACCGCUGUGGCUCUGGAUCCUCUUGAGAAAGAGUGGAUCUUCUCGGCAGCAAGUGGCAAACUGUCUCACCUCGCUCAGCUCCUGAAACAAGACUCUUCCCUGGCCAAUAAAAAAGACUUCACCUCUUUUACAGCGCUGCACUGGGCUGCAAAACACGGUAAAGAAGACAUGACCACAGUGUUGGCAGAAGCAGGGGCUGACAUCAAUACAAAAGCACAUGGGGGAUACACACCUUUACACAUUGCAGCACUGCACGGGCAUCGACAUAUAUUUGACCUGCUGGUCAGGACAUAUGGAGCAAAGGAGAAUUUGCGGGACUACAGCGGCCACAUAGCAUAUCAUUACCUCAAUUUACGGGAGACAAAAUUAGAAGACCAUGAGCUAUGUGACAUGAUGGUGUUUAGUCCAUUCAGACAUGUGGCACAUGUGGAAAGAGCAGCACUGAAGAUGUUUUCCACAUUAGCGCAAGCAUGUGGUUUCUCUGAAUCUACGGGGUGCCUCGUGGAUCAAUUUUGGACUGUGUGUCUUCACCUUAUUUGUCCUUCCAGCGUGUUAUUUCAUGCACAGUGUGGUCUUCUUCUUAACACUGCUUUGAUGUUUGUUCUCCAAGCUGAAGUCAGCGAGUGCCACAGCCUGACCCAGGCCGGCGAGCGCAGGAACAGGAAGAUCACCUCAUUAUUUCACUCCAUGAAGAAGUGGGGUUCAGCAGAGGAGCUGGCGCCCGUGCCGGAGGAGAGGACUGUUGCUCAUCAGCUCAUGCUGCCUGCGUUUAGGCCCAGAAAGUUCUCACGGUAGACUGCGUGAAGUCCAAACAUCUUCAGUACCGCUUUAGUGCCACGUGAAUAGUUUACAGAUGAAAACGCACUUUGCUGCUUUUUUCGCACAAAUAGUGUGAUUUAGUUGUAUUCACAUUUAAGUAGCUUUUUAGCUUAAUAAUUAGCAUUUGUAGUGUUAUGCCACAGCAGUGUGUGAUAUUCGGUAAGUGUGAUGUCUUAUUUUCUCUGCUAAAGGUUUACAAUUUUCAUUAAGCAAUGAAAAGGUGCAUUUUUAAAAUACCUGUACAUCAUAUGAUCCCAAGGUUUUACAAGAACUCCGUUUCACAAAAUAUGUCAAUGCUAAAGUUCUAUCUUGAAUAGAGACCAACUUCAGCUUUAAUUUGCUUUGAACUUAUCUUCACCUUAUAUAACUUAAAAGUCAGAACCACUGUUUAUGUUUUUGUGAGAAUGUUUUUCAUCCUUAAAGACAACAAAAUAAA